Molecule: messenger RNA, 2401 nt
Organism: Tribolium madens (black flour beetle)
Lineage: Eukaryota; Metazoa; Arthropoda; Insecta; Coleoptera; Tenebrionidae
Gene: CYP6BQ13
Product: probable cytochrome P450 6a13
Exons: 5
Coding region: 713-2329 (538 amino acids)
Molecular function (GO): heme binding; iron ion binding; oxidoreductase activity, acting on paired donors, with incorporation or reduction of molecular oxygen
Source: RefSeq, a predicted model, not a curated record
GGGACUGAUAUAUGUGGCGUCCAACUCGGUAUCCUUUCCGUGUAAGCGCAUUUUGUGAUAAUUUCGGUGUCCACAUGUGAUAGUAAAAUAGGAAACCUCAAUUGACGCGCGUCCUCGCCGGGAAUGCAAUAAUGGGUCCGCAGACGGCCGAAGAACCUGCUUGACAGGUAAAGAAUCGAGCGGAACGCGAGUCGUGGGGCACCUGUUUUAACCCAAGUGGCUCUAUUGUGGAACACAAAGCCUCUUACCUCUUCAGCGAACUCGAAGUCCCCGUCGAACUUCCUCUUCCUUUUGGCGUCGGUCGUGCAAACGACGGCCGCCGCGACGACCAGGACCAGAAUCACUCGCAUUGGGGCGCGUCUCCCGCCAAAUUUAACUGGAGGAUUGGACAACUUACUCUCGUCCUUUUUUUAUUUACAAGAUGGUUCACUUUCGCUGCACUGGGCGAGUGACCGCUCAAACGUAUUCUGGCUCACUGACUAUGGACGACCGGCCGCGACAAACCACGACCACUUUUUGAUUAUAUUCGAUUUCAGUGGCCGUCUCUUUUCCAUGGAGAUUGCGCGGCGCCACACAAGAAAAGCUUUCUUGUGCAGGAUGCCGUGGUGGGGAAACUUCGAAUACCAAAUCAAUGCCCAAUGCAGUGAAUGUAGACGCGGAAUGGAAUCGCUUUUACGCCCAUUUCUGACUACUCUCAUGAAAAAUUGCAAAGAUGGGCUUUUUCAGUGACACGCCUACCGAGACGCUGAUUUACACGUGCUCGCAGGCAAUGGCGAUACUAACGGACAACUGGUUAUUAGACAUCUCUAGCAUCUUGACAGCACUUAUUGCUGUCUUUAUUGCUUGGACGCAAUGGUCUCACACUUACUGGUCUCGUAAAAACAUUUUAGCACCCAAGUCGACGUUUUUCUUUGGUAACAGCAAAGGCAUCGUCACACAGAAACAAUCUUUGGGAGACUUUAUGAUCGAAAUCUAUGAAUACAUCCGCAAGCAUCACAAACCUCACGGUGGUUUUUAUCUAACCAUCAUGCCUAAUUACAUGCCUGUUGAUCCAGAAAUUAUCAAACAUAUAAUGCUACACGAUUUUGAUCACUUUGUUGACCGAGGAGUGUAUUACAACGAAGAUGUUGAUCCCUUAAGUGCCCAUUUAUUUUCUUUGGACGGAGCUAAAUGGAGAAAUUUGCGAAUGAAACUCACACCUACCUUUACUUCGGGAAAAAUGAAAAUGAUGUUUGAUACUUUGGUAAAAUGCAGUGAUCAGUUACUGGUAGAGAUGGACCAAACUGUUGGAAAAGCUCCAAUUGAUAUAAAAAAUAUAUUAGCGAGAUUCACAACUGACAUUAUUGGGUCUUGCGCUUUUGGAAUCGACUGCAACUCGCUUAAGAAUCCCGACGACGAGUUCACUCAGUAUUUAAAACUGUUUUUCGUCGAAGGAUUUUGGGAAAACAUCAACGGAAUUAUUACUUUUGUGGCACCCGAAUUUGCUAAAAAACUCAAAUUGAGGGUUGUCAAUCCCGAUUUGUCCAAAUUUUUCAUGAAAGUGGUGCAAGACACUGUCAACUUGCGUGAACGAAAUAACAUUUACCGUAAAGAUUUUAUGCAUCUUUUGCUUCAACUUAAAAACCGUGGAAAACUUGUUGACGACGACAGUAUUUUAAAAAGUAACACUGAUGGGGAAAACAAGGAAGUAACAUUGACCUUGAAUGAACUCGCAGCGCAAGCUUUUGUUUUCUUUCUUGCUGGUUACGAGACUUCUUCCACCACCAUGACAUUUUGUUUAUAUGAAUUAGCGUCAAAUCCUGAAAUUCAGCAAAAGCUUCGGGACGAAAUUAACGAAGUUUUUAAAAAACAUGAGAAUAAAUUAACUUAUAAUGCUAUUAUGGAAAUGCGAUAUAUGGAUAAAGUUGUAAAUGAAACUCUACGCAAGUAUCCUCCUCUUCCGGGGUUGAUUCGUAUCUGCAACAAAAAAUACAAAGUUCCAGGAACAGAUUUUGUAAUUGAAAAAGGAACGAAAAUCUGGAUCCCGGUUCUAGGUUUGCACCGGGACCCUGAAUAUUAUCCAAAUCCAGAGAAAUUUGACCCAGAAAGAUUUUCGGAAGAGAACAAGAGACAGAGACAUCCGUAUACGUAUCUUCCUUUUGGUGAAGGUCCAAGGAUUUGCAUCGGUCUGCGAUUUGGAAUGAUGCAAACAAAAGUGGGACUAAGUGUCCUUUUAAAGAAUUACAAAUUUUCCAUUAAUUCGAAAACAAAAUCACCGUUGCAACUUGAUCCUAAAAGUUUCGUCAUGAAUCCUGAAGGCGGAAUAUGGCUUGAUUAUACGCGUGUUUGAACUGUAUUUACAAAAAUUAAUAUAAAAAAAUAUGAAAAUAUAUUAAAUUCGUUUAAUAAUAAUAAUAUAAAA